UAACUACAGAGGGCGCUCUUCUGAAUUUAUGUAAACACCGUCAGAAACAUGUUUCCGUCCGAAAACAUCGUUCCGUCAGAAACAUCGUGUCUAAUCUGCUUGUGAUCUGGCUUUAUCGGGACAAAGACGACUAAACAGGCAAAUAUGCCAGUGUAGCUAAAGCCCUUCAUAUCGUCGGUAAGCAGAACGCCCAGACGACUGUCAACUGCAUCAACUUCCGGGAGCUUGUUACUUGUUGUGUGACACUGUCUGAUUUAUCAUGGCGGCUACGCGACCAUUCGUGAGCGUGGCUGUUAUGUUGCAGUGUUUUGGCAAACACACUUCAGUUUCAGGCCAUGGAAGCUUCUCAAGAGGACUUGGUGUUCGACUGCAGAGAACAAGGAUUGGAACUAGAGCUCUCUUAUUAUCCCAGCACCAACGUCAUUAUGGCAAGAUUGGAAACUACAUCCAUGUAGAAAGAGACAGUGAAAAUAAGGAGUUUGCGUUGGUAGAGAUGAGACGACAACCAGUGAAUGGUAUGAACACAGAAUUCAUGGUAGAGCUGGAAGAGACUCUGAAGAUACUGCAGAAUGAUAACAGUUAAAGAGGCGUCAUUCUGUCAUCAGGAAAUCCAGAUGUUUUCAGCGCAGGUUUAGACAUUCCAAACCUCUACCAGAAAUCAUCCGACCACAUGAGCGAUCUCUGGAAGUCAGUUAUAGGCUUCUGGACAAGAUUCUAUGGCACCAGGAUGGUCACCAUCGCUGCUAUAAAUGUGAUAAAAGGGCCAUGCUCCUGCAGGAGGAUGUCUGAUUGCAUUGUCAUGCGACUACCGUAUCAUGGCACAGGGCAACUACAACAUUGGAUUCAGCGCUGUCAAACUUGGUAUGUAUGUGCCAUACUGGGUGCAUGAAUUGAUGAGUAGAAGUUGUGGACGAAGAACAACAGAAAAGAGUUUGCAGAUGGGUUUAUUAUAUAAGCCCGAUGAAGCUUUGAGAAUUGGCCUGAUUGAUGAAGUGGUUCACCCAUCUGAAUUACUCAAUGCUGCUCGGAAACAGAUGUCCAAUUGGCUCCAAGUUCCAGAUCAUGCCAGAAUGAUGACUAAGGAAAUGAUGAGGGCGCCUCUACUUGAGAGAAUUCACUCGGGACAGGACAGAGAAAUUGCAAGAAUGACAGAUUACCUGAGAUCAGACACUGUCCAAAGGUCUAUCGGAGCAUACAUUGAGAAGUUAAAAAACAAAAAAUUAGAUACUUGACCGGAAUGGAAAUUAUACAAACUAUUUUAUUUAACUCUUGAAAUGCUUUUUGGUUUGCGAUAAGACCAUUAUAAUAUGUCAGCACUGUAUACUCAGUACCAAAAUCAUUAUUCUUUAUCCCUGUUGCAAAUUUAAAACCUCUUAUAAGACCAUGAUUGUUACAUCGAUUGAUAUGAUGUAUAACUACAUUAUGUUCUUUUGAGAACUUGUUGCGCUGUUUAUUCUACUGCAGCGGAGUAGACUUUUCAGAAUUCAGGAGACUUCUCAGUUCUAAAAAGAGCUGUUCUGCUUGUACACUACUGCCUAGGCAGAAGGUAGAGAAUUAGCCGGGACUACUACUUUUGCUUAGUGGAUCGAGGGGCAGCUCGUUAUUAACUUCACUGCCGCAGUGUGAUCUUUAUUUGUCUCUCUUGUAAUGGUGAUUGUAAUGCCAGUUAGCCACUUGACACCAGCCAGCAAGAUUGGUUCUAGGGUAAUCCCAGGUCAAAAUUCCAGUUGAACCCAGUUAACUGGGGUCAACUGGUUCAACUGGAUAGUGACCAAACUCGU
Asterias rubens (European starfish) is the source of this 1781-nucleotide messenger RNA. Its product is annotated as enoyl-CoA delta isomerase 1, mitochondrial-like. The record is from RefSeq and is a predicted model, not a curated record. The transcript has 8 exons. Lineage: Eukaryota; Metazoa; Echinodermata; Asteroidea; Forcipulatida; Asteriidae. Bases 816 to 1232 code for a protein of 138 amino acids. Gene Ontology annotation, cellular component: mitochondrion. Gene Ontology annotation, molecular function: enoyl-CoA hydratase activity. Gene Ontology annotation, biological process: fatty acid beta-oxidation.